UGACAAAAAAAAAAAAAGAGUUCCGGGUUGUCUACAACCAAGAGCCGCUCGCCACAGCUGCCUGUUCAGACGGCGGGAACAUGUCUCUUUUACUGGAUAAUCAAUUCAAAGAGCUACCUCCAGACAAGUCGAUAGACACAAAGUUGUUCCUGGAGACUGUCGCUCAUCUGCCAACAUUUUUCGACUGCCUGGGUUCAAAGGUGUUUUCACCCAUUAAAUCAGAUAUCAGCGGCAAUAUAACGAAAAUUAGAGGAAUAUAUCUCAAGGAUCCCACAAAGUAUGUGACCCUGCAGAGUAUCCUGGAGGCAGAGCGAGAGGCCCAUGCAGCAGAAUGGCCGAAAGUUGGAGCUACAUUAGCUCUGAUGUGGCUGAAAAGGGGUCUCCGUUUCAUACAGAUCAUGCUGCAGAGUUUGGCAGAUGGAGAAAAGGAUGAGAACAACCCCAACCUCAUUAAGGUCAAUGUGACCAAAGCCUACGAACAGGCGCUGAAGAAAUACCACGGGUGGAUGGUUCAAAAGCUUUUCAGUGCAGCGUUAAACGCAGCUCCCUACAGAUCCAACUUCCUCAAGUCUCUGUCCAAAGGAGAGGAAGUCAAAGAGGACGUCUGUUUGGCGAAUGUGCGUCAGUUCCUGGUGAACUACACCAUCACUGUAGACGCGAUCUACGAGAUGUACACGGAUAUGAACGCAGAGUUGGACUACACAGUUUGAUGCCACUGGACAUCAACUUGACUGGAUACGCAGCAGCGUCAUGAUGACAGACGAGUCCAGUUUUCCUGUGAUUGUAAAAGGAGGGUUUCUGUUUUUCCUCAGUGUGCUAUUUAAUACUUCAAUCAUGCCUUAAUACUAUGUGGUCUUACAAUUAUGCUUUAAUUUUAAACAAACGUAAGGAAAAAAAAGCACUUCUAUGAUAUUUUAAGAAAUAGUUGAUUCAUUACAGGAGUUGUGAAGCGCUCAUUCUUAUGCAUCACUGUUAUUAUGUGGGAUGCUGCUAUCGUUAUUAUGACAUACACACAGGUAGCUUUCACCUGUUCCACCAGGAGAGGACUGGAAAAACCAUUCUUACACCAAACCCUUUCUGUUAAUGCCUCACAAUAAGAGGCUGUCUCUGCCUCCUGAGCCCGCGAGUCAGUUGUGCCCAUUUCAGUUCUGCAGCAGCUACGCACCAGUGUGUGCCUUGUUGUCAAACACGCAAUGUUUUUGUUUUCAAAUGAAGCUCGGAAUGUUUUUAUUAUAAAUUCUGUUGGCCGUAAACCCUUCCCCCCCCCAGGGUUUAAGGUGUGUCUGUUGAGUAAGUAGGUGUGGUCUGGUUUUAGUGUGUGUUUGUAUUGUUGUGUUAUCUGUGUUUGUCCUAUAUCUCAACUGACACAACAACUUCAACACAAUGUUUGUCAUUUUGGCAGACAGCAUAUCCUGUACACAAUUUUGAAUACUUGUUUAUAUGAUCUUAAUAUAGAUGGGGAGUGUGUUUGAUUCUCAAUAAAUUACUAUAAUUAUUUUUUUUUUGCUUAUCACAGGGUAUUUAUGUUUGAAUUAAAUAAAGAAGUUAUGCAAUUUGGAUGAA
This is a messenger RNA of Labrus bergylta (ballan wrasse), 1563 nucleotides long. Its product is annotated as glycolipid transfer protein. Gene Ontology annotation, cellular component: cytoplasm. Gene Ontology annotation, biological process: ER to Golgi ceramide transport; intermembrane lipid transfer. Gene Ontology annotation, molecular function: lipid transfer activity. NCBI's taxonomy places the organism in Eukaryota, Metazoa, Chordata, Actinopteri, Labriformes, Labridae. The record is from RefSeq and is a predicted model, not a curated record.